CGAAAACAAAACUAAACGAAAAAAACAUGGCUGGACCUUUUAUAUCGCCUCUACCGGGUGAUCUGCUAACGGAAUAUAUGUUUGGUCGACGAAGACAGCGAAGAAAUCGCACGACAUUCACUCCACAGCAAUUACAGGAACUGGAGGCUCUCUUUCAAAAAACCCAUUAUCCUGAUGUCUUUUUGCGCGAGGAAGUGGCCCUGCGGAUUAGUUUGAGUGAAGCACGCGUUCAGGUCUGGUUUCAGAAUCGCCGGGCCAAAUGGCGUAAACAAGCACGUCUCCAGCUUUUGCAAGAUGCCUGGCGUAUGCGCUGCCUCAGCCUGGGUACACCGCCAGUUAUAGCUGGCGGAACCGGAGCUGGAACUCCAUCGGGAGGUAACACAAAUGGCACUGGCCCCAAUCGAAAUCAAACGGCAGAGAAUUUGAGCUCAGCCAAGGAUGAUUUGGUCAAUGGAGCAACAACGCCAAAUGGUGCCAAUUUCACUAUGAUGCAUCCAGCGUUCCAACAGCAUCAGCAGCAGCAACAACAACAGCAGCAGCAACAACAAGCCCUAACACAUCCGCAACAUGAUAAUAAACAGCUCGCGAAAACCUAUACGGAACUGAAAUUGUACAAGGAGUCAACUCAUGGAUUAGAUUUGGGCAGCAUGGCCGCCUUGUCGCCUGCCUCCGAUGAUGGUUCAGAUGAUGGUGGCGAUGUCUCCGAUGGUUCAGAGGAAAUUGAUUUAACUUCUGGUGCCUGCAUUGAUUUCUCACAGAGCAGCAAAUUGCAGCAACAAAAUCAACAGACAGCUGCCUCUGUGGCAUCAUCAGUGGCAACGGUGGCAUCUACCGCAUCUGCCGCGACGAAUGGUGUGCACUAGAAUGGGAUGGGUAAUGGAGGUGCAUCGGAUCUAUUUAAUGCAAUUUAUUUUGUUUAGCAAUAAAGCUAAAAAAAAAAAACAACAAAACCAAAAACAAACCAUGUGAUAUGUCUUAAAAUAAAACAGCGGUGAGUAUGGUAAGCCAACACCUGAUGCUCAAA
This is a messenger RNA of Drosophila willistoni, 1024 nucleotides long. RefSeq names its product diencephalon/mesencephalon homeobox protein 1-A. NCBI's taxonomy places the organism in Eukaryota, Metazoa, Arthropoda, Insecta, Diptera, Drosophilidae. The transcript has 2 exons. Gene Ontology annotation, biological process: regulation of transcription by RNA polymerase II. The coding region runs from base 27 to 863 and encodes 278 amino acids. The record is from RefSeq and is a predicted model, not a curated record. Gene Ontology annotation, molecular function: DNA-binding transcription factor activity, RNA polymerase II-specific; RNA polymerase II transcription regulatory region sequence-specific DNA binding.